CUCUUUGGCAUUUUCCCAUACCAAAACUGUGACGAUUUUGUCUCUUGACCCCUCACCCCACCCCCAAAUGUAAAAUAUUCAUUUUCUUUGAGACCUAUAGCUUUCGAAUUCACCGAAUCUCCCGAACAUUCCCAGCAACAACCUCCCUCAAAGCACCAAAACCAACCCAACCACAGACUUCAUUUUGACACCACUUCAAGACAAACCAUGGGCAAACCCAAGAUCCUCUGCCUCCACGGAGGCGGCACCAACCCGGACAUCCAUCAGUUCCAGUCCCGCAAGCUCAACAUUCUCAUCGACAGGAAAUACGACCUCGUCACUCCCAAGGGCAUCAUCGACUGUGGCGCCGGCCCGGGCAUGCUCCCCUUCUUCGAGGGCUCCGAUUUCGCACAGUGGAUUUGGGACGGCAAGGGCAACGAGGAGUGGAAUAACAACCACGAGGUCGAGCACGAGGAGUGGGCCGACCUGCCCAAGCUGGUCGACAUCUACCACAAGCAGGGCCCCUUUGUCGGCAUCAUCGCCUUCUCACAGGGGGCCAAAGUCGGCAUGCACCUGGUCAAGUGGCUGCAGGAGAACGAGCCCGACGAUGCGCUCAAGUUCUUCGUCCUGAUUUGCUGCACGUCGCCGUUCCGAGGCAAGAGGCAGCCCGGCGAGCCUGGUGUGCCGGCCGCGGAGAGCAUCACGAUCCCGAGCCUGCACCUGAUCGCGGAGAAGGAUGAGUGGCAUAAUCAGGGCGAGAUCAUUGUCAAGUGCUUUAAGGACCCGGUGGUCAUUCGCUCGCAGGAGGGGCACCAUAUGCCAAUGGAUAAUGGAUUGAACAAGAAAAUUGUCGAAUUCGUGAACCAGCGCGCGGCAGCUUGACUGAUGGUGGCUGCGACGCCAGGUGGGAGACGAGUUGAAAACAAUGUCAGAAAUUUACAAUUUGGAAUC
Molecule: messenger RNA, 930 nt
Organism: Cryphonectria parasitica EP155
Lineage: Eukaryota; Fungi; Ascomycota; Sordariomycetes; Diaporthales; Cryphonectriaceae
Exons: 1
Coding region: 208-861 (217 amino acids)
Biological process (GO): secondary metabolite biosynthetic process
Cellular component (GO): nucleus; cytoplasm
Source: RefSeq, a predicted model, not a curated record